AUGGGCAAGCGAUCGCGCAACGGACGAGGUGGAGGACGCGGUGGCCGCGGCCGCGGCAACAAGAAGCCGCGCGCUGAUGGCAAAGAAGAGGGCUGGCGUGCUGACAAGUUUGCGGACUGGGUGUACGAGAACGAGAACUUCGAUGCGUACUACAUGGCGCAGAACAUCGUGACAGAUGCAGAUUGGGACACCUUCAAGAAAGCUUUGGCCACGCCUCUGCCUACGACAUUCCGCAUCAACAGCUCGUGUCCGUUCGCUGAUCGUAUUCGCGAGCAUAUCGAGCUGGAUUUUAAGUUCGACGGCUUGGUGGUGGAUGAUGAGCCUGUAGAACCUAUUAGCUCUAUGCCUUGGUAUCCUGACAGCCGUGGCUUCACGUGGUCAGUGGAGCGUCGUCGUGUGCGCAAGCUUCCGAUCCUUAAGGAGUUCCAGUCGUGGCUUGUGGAGCUCUCCAAUAGUGGCAGUAUCACCCGCCAAGAGGCAGUGAGCAUGAUCCCGCCUCUUGUUCUAGGAGUGGAGUCACACCACAAGGUGCUGGACAUGUGUGCUGCACCCGGUUCCAAGACGUCGCAGCUUCUCGAGUCACUUCACUCGCAGGAGUUCGCGACUGGCAAGACUCCUACCGGUGUCGUAGUAGCCAACGACGUUGAUCUCAAGCGCGCAUACAUGCUGGUACAUCAGUCCAAGCGCAUCAGUUCUCCAGCUCUGCUUGUCACUUGCCACGAGGCGCAGAACAUCCCGUUCCUUGGCAAGGACGGUACCGAGAGCGAAGGAGUAUUCGAUCGUAUCCUGUGCGACGCGCCGUGCAGUGGAGACGGCACUUUGCGUAAGAAUCCGCUAAUCUGGAAGAACUGGAGCGCUAAGAACGGAAUUGCGCUGCAUCCGCUACAGCUACAGAUUGCAAAGCGUGGUGCGGCACUGCUGAAGGUAGGAGGUAACAUGUGCUACUCAACGUGCACGUUUAACCCGCUGGAGAACGAGGCUGUGGUGGCUGAUCUUCUGCGAUGGAGCAAGGGAUCUCUGGAGCUUGUGGAUGUGUCCAAUACGCUGCCACUACUAAAACGCCGUCCGGGUAUCAGCACGUGGAAGGUGAUGGACUCGCAACUGAAGGAAUACUCGUCCUAUGAGAAUUACGUCGAGGAGAACAUGAAGGACAAGAUCAAGGACAAGAUCCGUGCCACGAUGUUCUCUCCGACGAAGAAAGAAGCGGCGGAUCUCCACUUGGAGCGAUGCAUGCGUUGUCUGCCUCAGGAUGAGAACACUGGAGGCUUCUUCAUCUGUUUAUUGAAGAAGGUGGCGCCGACACCCGAUGACAAGGAGGAAUCUACUGAGGACACACCAAAGUCUGCUUCGGAUGAAGCCAAGCCUCGGAGAAGCCGCCGCAACGACAAGAAGGGCGAAGUGUAUGUGGCGUUCGGUGCUGAGAACUGGGCUAACGUGCGCGAGUAUUACGAUAUUUCUCCCGAGUUCUCGGCCGAGCAGCUGAUCACACGCUCGGAGGACGCAAAGUCCGUCACUUUUGUGACCGAGAGCAUCACGAUGGCUCUCCUGGAGGAGAUGAAGCGCAAGAAACUUAAGGUUGUGUAUGCGGGCCUCAAGAUGUUCGAGCGCAACGAGACUACAGAGGGUGGCAAGGUCUACCGCGUGUGUCAAGCUGGUCUGCCACAUAUUCUUCCGUUCAUGAACAAGCGGAAGGCGAAGGUGACGACAAAAGACUUCCAGAUGAUGCUGGAGAGGCUUGGAGACUUGCUGGACUUCGACGAGUUCGAGUCUGCUACGCGACAAUACUUCGAGAACGCUCCGAUCGGUAGCGUCGUGUGUAUGCUUGAUCGCCCAGGCCAGACCAACGUCGAGUACGUAUCCUUACUCAAUUCUGGUGGCAAUGCAGCUCUAAGUAUUGUCGUUUUUGUGGUUUGA
Phytophthora infestans T30-4 is the source of this 1914-nucleotide messenger RNA. Its product is annotated as tRNA (cytosine-5-)-methyltransferase NSUN2, putative. Gene Ontology annotation, molecular function: RNA binding; tRNA (cytidine-N5)-methyltransferase activity. The record is from RefSeq and is a predicted model, not a curated record. The coding region runs from base 1 to 1914 and encodes 637 amino acids. Gene Ontology annotation, biological process: RNA methylation. Lineage: Eukaryota; Oomycota; Peronosporomycetes; Peronosporales; Peronosporaceae. The transcript is spliced from 3 exons.